UAGAUAAUAUUCGAAGAAGUUGGAAAUUCAAUAUUAUUUUCUGAAAUAAAAAAGAGGAAAAAAAAGGAAGCGUUUUUAAGAUAAACGUUUGGGGGUUAUUUGGGAAUCGCAGGAGAACAUUGAAUGGCUGUGGCUACAGCUCCGUCGCUAAACCGCCAUUUCCUACGCCGUGUCUCGAACCCUUACUCGAAACGACGCCCAUGGCUACCACCAGGAGAUGCUACUCUUUUUAAUUCUCGCCGGAACUGGGAUUCUCAUCUCCUAGUUUUUGCUUCUUCUUCUUCUUCUCCGUCUCCGUCGUCUUCGCCUCCAUCUCCAAAUUCUCCGACGGAUGAUCUCACGGCUGAGUCGUGCGUCAAUACUGGUCUUGAUCUUUUUAAGAGAGGACGGGUCAAAGAUGCUCUUGUUCAGUUUGAGACAGCACUGAGUUUGAAUCCAAAUCCUAUCGAGUCACAAGCUGCUUACUAUAAUAAAGCAUGUUGUCAUGCUUACCGGGGCGAAGGAAAUAAAGCUGCUGAUUGUUUGAGAAUCGCUUUGAAAGAUUAUAAUCUAAAGUUUGCCACAAUUCUUGACGAUCCUGACUUAGCAUCCUUUCGUGCAUUACCCGAGUUUAAAGAGCUUCAAGAAGAGGCUAGGUUAGGCGGAGAAGAUAUUGGUGAUAGUUUUCGGAGAGAUCUAAAACUUAUCAGCGAAGUACGAGCACCAUUUCGUGGUGUUAGAAAAUUCUUUUAUUUUGCAUUUGCUGCAGCAGCAGGUAUCUCAACGUUCUUUACCGUACCAAGACUGAUUCAGGCAUUUAAAGGCGGCGAUGGUGCUCCAGAUCUUCUGGAAACUACAGGAAAUGCUGCAAUUAACAUUGGAGGUAUUGUUGUUCUGGUUUCAUUGUUCCUUUGGGAAAACAAGAAAGAGGAAGAACAAAUGGUUCAAAUAACUCGAGACGAAACUCUUUCCCGGCUGCCAUUACGUCUGUCAACCAACCGAGUUGUUGAACUUGUGCAGCUGCGGGAUACAGUUCGACCAGUUAUUCUGGCUGGGAAAAAAGAGACUGUAACAGCCGCAAUGCAAAAAGCGGAUAGGUUCAGAACCGAGCUCCUAAGAAGAGGUGUUCUCUUAGUUCCUGUGGUAUGGGGUGAACGUAAAACACCAGUAAUCGAAAAAAAAGGCUUUGGAGCUUCUUCAAAGGCAGCUACAUCUCUUCCUUCAAUUGGGGAAGAUUUUGAUACACGGGCUCAAUCGGUAGUAGCCCAAUCGAAGCUGAAAGGUGAAAUCAGGUUCAAGGCCGAGACUGUUUCGCCUGAUGAAUGGGAAAGGUGGAUAAGAGAUCAACAGAUAUCUGAGGGAGUUGAUCCAGGUGAUGACGUGUACAUUGUACUGCGGUUAGAUGGUCGAGUCCGCAGAUCGGGUAGAGGGAUGCCAGAUUGGGCAGAGAUAUCGAAGGAGUUGCCACCGAUGGAUGACGUGCUGAGCAAGUUAGAAAGAUGAAACUGUGAAGCUUUGUUACAUAUUGCAUCUUCAUAAAAGUAAAACUUUAGAAGAGACUAGUGAGAGAGAGAGAGAGAGCUCAUAGGAGAAGAAAAGGCCUGUAUUGUGUAUUUGUGUUCACAAGUCCAUGAGAUUGUUACUUGUAUGUGAAGAAAGUUUUUUAUAUAUUGAAAAAAAAAAAAAAACUAUUUUGUAUC
Capsella rubella is the source of this 1679-nucleotide messenger RNA. RefSeq names its product protein LOW PSII ACCUMULATION 1, chloroplastic. Bases 124 to 1482 code for a protein of 452 amino acids. Lineage: Eukaryota; Viridiplantae; Streptophyta; Magnoliopsida; Brassicales; Brassicaceae. The record is from RefSeq and is a predicted model, not a curated record. Gene Ontology annotation, molecular function: protein binding. Gene Ontology annotation, cellular component: chloroplast. Gene Ontology annotation, biological process: photosystem II oxygen evolving complex assembly. The transcript is spliced from 9 exons.